This is a messenger RNA of Vanrija pseudolonga, 1148 nucleotides long. RefSeq lists its product as uncharacterized. The transcript has 4 exons. NCBI's taxonomy places the organism in Eukaryota, Fungi, Basidiomycota, Tremellomycetes, Trichosporonales, Trichosporonaceae. The record is from RefSeq and is a predicted model, not a curated record. Bases 1 to 936 code for a protein of 311 amino acids.
AUGGGCAACCUCGCCUCCCGCUCCCAGCCGACAACGUACGAGCAAUGGCACAAUGACGCGCGCGAGCGCACCGAGGCGUACAGGUUCGCCUUGUCCCAGCGGCCGCGGUCGACGCACGCGACGCCGUCGUCGAGACGGCACUCGGCCUACUUCCCCCCACCGAGCCCGUCCGCCAGCGUCCACUCGCACCUCAAGGUCCCCAGCUCGCAGCAGCCGGCUGUCGACACGCGGCGGCACUCGUGGGCGUCGGCAAACUACCGCCCGUCGCCGCUGAGCACGAGUUACACGCCGUCCGAGGUCAGCGUGACGCGGUCGAUCGCGCCGUCGAUAACACGCUCGCUUGCGCCGUCGAUAACGCGCUCAACGUCGCUCCGCGCACCGAGCACCCAGGCGCCGGAUACGACCGUCCCACACGUUUGCUGGUGCCUCGUCGAGCCAGGGGAUCCGAUCCCCGACGACGCGAUCCCAGUCGGGUUUGCCGUCGAGCCGCACAACCUCUCGGCGCUGACGCUGUAUGCCGCGCGGACGUUCAUCGGUGGCUCGUGGAGGCUCGGACAUAUCGCCUCGGACCCACCAUACUCGACACAGACAUGGUAUCUCCACCCUGGGCACCGGGCCAAGGCAUACGAGAUCCUUUGCGGAACAAUGGACGCGCUCAAGUGGGUCCCUGUUGAGAAGGGGAAGAAGGGCAAGCCCAAGGUGCCGCCAGGCCGCGUGCCGGUCGAGGCUGGCAAGCGGGACGACAGCUCGCCGAUCUACGUUGCACGAGUGCCAAUUCACCUGUUUGUAAAGGUCAAGACGGGCAGACGGGGCACUGUUCCAGGUCAAUGGCCGGUAACGAGCGGCACGGCAUUAUUCCUCAUCGACGACGAGACGUUCUGGAGCACAGACUUUGAUAUCCUAGUGUACAAGUAUCCGCCGCAGGGGAACCAGUAGAGGAAGGUGGCUGUGCUGUGACUUAGACGUCCUUGUUGGACGACAGCACGACGACGCCGACCGCAUAGACGAGGAGGACGAUGGCGCGCACGAUCGCGUCGAGGUCGUCGGGGCGCUUCCGUAGCGGUGGCUGCGGUGGUAUGGGAGGCGACGAGGGGUUAUAAUGCGCAUCGAGGGCCAGGUAUGCGGCCGGUUUUGUAAUCACGAGCGAC